AUGGGUGUAAAAGGACUGUGGCGAAUUCUAGAACCUUCCCGUCGUAGAGUUGAUCUAGAAUACUUUAGAGGCAAGCGAAUAGCUAUUGACAUGAAUAUUUGGCUGCAUCAGGCGCUGAAAGCGAGAGCCCGAGGCGGUCGCAACUUGCAUUUGGCCAUUCUUUUUCGACGCAUCUGCAAGCUUCUCUUUUUUGGCAUUCGACCUGUCUUUGUUUUUGAUGGUGCUGUUCCUGAACUUAAGAAAGCUACCAUGGCAACCCGUCGCAUCUAUCGAGUCACAGCCCAGGAGAAAAGUAAUCAAGCUAGGGACCGUCUUUUAAAACGUCUCUUUCGUCGCCUCGCUGAAUGCGCCACCAAAUCUCAGUCGAAAAGCAAAGAACUGGCUGCUGAAUUUGUGGAACGUUUCAACAGCAUGGAGGCGAUUCGCAAAGCCGAGUUGGAUGUUGAAAUGUAUGGAUCUCAGAGUAGUUCAAUCGAUGCAGUGCCACCAACAGGUGUUUUACAACUUGAAGAAGAACAGGAGUCCGCCUCACAAUUAGCCUGGGAUUAUGUUGGCAACAGUCACUCCAUUGACUUGCAAUCAGAAGCAUUUAAUUCACUGCCGGUUCAGGCUCAAUUACAAGUUAUUUUGAUCCUUCUAAACGCACCGGUCCAGCCUUCCUCGCCGUCUGCACCAACAGGAGCGGUGUUUUCACAGACUCAGGUGAGUCGACUCAUUGCUCGUCGCGAUUUGACUCUCAAGAAGGAAGAGCUCGAAAGUAGAAUGAAUGAGGCUCUGGUUGUCUCGGUUGUACCGCAAAAUUUACCCUCUGGGUCGGAUAUAAGCGUCAUUGCACAGCGAAUUGCCUCUCAGGACGAGGGCCAUACAAUUCUCCUUCGUAAGCGGUCAUCCAAAGAACGGGCCGAUGAACUGAAAGAGCGCCUUAACCGACUCCUGGAAAAUCCAGUCUAUGAGCCUAUGUGUGAUGCCAAGGAAGUCCUAGAAAAUGGUUCAAAACUGGCUAAGAGUCCACGAGGCAUUUUUCAAGCAGUCAACGAUUGUGAUACAGAAAUCAUGGAAAGUCUGCUAAAGAAUUCCAAAAAAUAUUCUUCAUCGGAAUCGAAAGUGCGUCAUCUUGCUUAUAGCGGCACACCUUCAGCAAACGGUGAAGAGGCCGUGGAUUUUGGAGAUCAAACAAAUCACACCAUGAAGCUUGAAAAAGAUAUGAAAGAAGUAGUUGCGAACACUGUUAUCCCAAAAGCUGAUGAUGUGGAAAAAGAGGGAGAGUCAAAGCCUAGCAAGCAACCGAACUUCGAUGCAUCUUCGACCGAGUUGAACGAAUUUACUGACUCUCUCACCGAUUCCACUACUUUAGAGGCUAGUAAUUAUCUUGAACCUCUUUCUAGUCAACUGAAAGAGACUGAGGAUUUCGACAGGACAGGAGGCUUCGAAUGUCAACAAAGAGAUGUUGAAGUGGAGACAGCUAAGGCAGAAGUAACUGCAGAUUCUUCUUCAUCCGAUUCGGGGGAAUUCGCCGAUGUUUCGGGACCCCCAACUCCCAUACCAUCAGUCGAAAUGCUACCAAAAACGCAGACUUUUCUGGAUUCGGAAAUUGAGGAAGAUUUGGCUAUUGACGACGACGUAUUACGGGUGGAACUGGAAAAGCUUGAACGCCAAGCUCAGGAAACCACCACCAGUUGCGUGGCUGAGGCUCAGACAUUAGUUCAACUUUUCGGUUUCCCUCUCAUCAACAGUCCAGAGGAGGCUGAAGCUCAGUGUUGUCACCUUCAACAACUUGGAUUGGUGGACAUAGUCGCCAGCGACGACUCAGACGUCUGGGUGUUUGGAGCCACCAUUGUGUGCCGACAUCUCUUUGGUGGGGAUAGAAAUAAAGGAAAAUUGAGUCCAACCUCAUUGUACUCUCUUGAAGAUAUACGCGAACAACUGGGCUUGGACAGACAUCAAUUCGUACGAAUAGCUCUUCUCUGUGGCAGCGACUAUACAAAUGGGCUUGACAAAAUCGGGCCCAUCAAAGCACUAGAAAUACUUUCCGCCUUUACUACAAGCUCUGACUCUGCUUUGACGCCCGAGGAGCACGAGAUUGUGCUCCCAUUGGAAGAAUUUAAGCGAACGUGUCAGGGUGGCGGUGGUGGUCGAUGGGCCAGUAUUAAAUUCCCUGCUGGUAAUCCUAUUUGCUUAAAAGACAUUGCGUCGUUGAGAGUGAUUCAAGCAGCAACUCGAUUAAAGUACGCCAACGAGUUCCGAGAUCUUCCCGCUCUCGACACCGAUUGGUCGGAAGAUGCUGGCACCAAUGCCGAGGACGCAAAGCCUGCAAAAACCACGUCCCAGAGACGAAAGUCUGAUGAAAAACCAGACAAGAAGACGAGGAAGCGGAAAAAAAGAAAGUAG
Messenger RNA from Hydatigera taeniaeformis, 2388 nucleotides. The record is from the annotation of a GenBank genome assembly. NCBI's taxonomy places the organism in Eukaryota, Metazoa, Platyhelminthes, Cestoda, Cyclophyllidea, Taeniidae.